This is a messenger RNA of Prorocentrum cordatum, 417 nucleotides long. The record is from the annotation of a GenBank genome assembly. NCBI's taxonomy places the organism in Eukaryota, Dinophyceae, Prorocentrales, Prorocentraceae.
AUGAGCUCGGGCUUGGGAUCCAGGACUGAGCUCGGCGAGCAGGUCAACCGCAGCGUGGGCGAGCUCGCCAGGCGGCAGGAGCGGCUCAUUCCGCAGGCGCGGCGCGCCGCGGGCGAGGCCCUGCGCACGUGCGGCCGGCUCGCGGACGACAGCCUGGCGGCGAGCGAGGCCACCCAGCAGAAGCUGCGUGACCUGGGCGACGGCGUCGAGGAGCGCUGGGGCGCCCAGGAGCGCUGGGUGCAGCGGCGCCUGGAGGAGCACUGCAGCAGACUGACCAGUGCGAGCUGCUGGUCGAGCGGCGCCUGGAGGAGCUCCGGCCAAAGCCAGAGCCGGACAUGCCGCGCCGACCACGACGGCGACAGGCGGCGCCGACCGGGCGGCGACCGGCCGACCGGCCGCGGCAGGUCGGCAGGCUAG